AUGAGCGAUGCCACUUACUCGCCGGAGCUUGGACUCGUUAUCUGUCUUCUUUUCGUCUGCAUUGAGUUCCUCCAAGGCAACUACCAUGCCGCCUUCACCCAUUUGAGGAACGGCUUCAAACUAGUGUACGCGCCCCGCAUGGCACUACCGAGCUAUCGGGGCUCAUUACAAACCACGUAUCCCCCAAAGGUAGCAUUGGACGGGUCCGGACCUUCGAGAAGCUCAACAGAAGACAAGUUGAUGUCCAUCUUCACCCGCGGCAUGGCGCAAGCUUUGCUCUAUGGCGCCAGAAUUCAGGAAGAUUUGGAGAUAUUGCAAGUGAUGCCUGCUUCGUACUCCAAGCGCUCAUUUGCGAGUCUCUCCGAGGCGCACCAGGCCUACUUCGAGCUUCGCAAUGCAUCUAUAACUCAUCUGUAUAUUAUGGGAAGAAGAUCACUCGUUCGGCAGAAUCCUAGUCUUGAACUGUAUCGAGAACGCGACAAUCUGUUGGCGUGCCAUCAUCUCUGGUACGAGAACAUGCAGCGCUUCGAGAAGUAUCAUGCGCUCUCGAACGAUGAAUUAAUGGCUGCGAACGCCCUCAAGGUUUCGUAUCACACGACGUUUGUUUACGUAUCAUGCUCAGCAACAGUCAUCGAGAAGACAUACGACAACUAUCUAGAUCACUUCAAGAAGAUCCUGCAUCAUGCCCAAGCAAUCAUCGACUCGAGGCCGCCCACGAACCCCAAUACCGCUCACUUUACUUUCGACAUUGCGAUAAUUCCUCAGCUCUAUUUUGUCGCAACUCGAUGCCGCUGUCCCGUUACCCGACGAAAGGCAGUAGCGCUUCUAGAACGUAACCCACCACGGGAGGGCCUUUGGGAUGCGGGGCAACAUGUGGCGGUGUCCAAACGAGCGAUCGAGUUGGAAGAAGCCCAAGUAGACCAAACCACCGGCUGGCCGGUAGAAGAAGCGAGAUUAUGGAAUUGCAUAAUCAAGGCUGGGAUGGACGAAAAGGGUGGCUUCUCCGCGACAUUUCUGCCAGCCGCAUGGAUUGGGGACCUUGAUGCGAACGGAAAUCAGAAGAUGAUUCGCGAGUUCUUCAUUCUGUGA
Alternaria ethzedia is the source of this 1089-nucleotide messenger RNA. RefSeq lists its product as uncharacterized. Bases 1 to 1089 code for a protein of 362 amino acids. The transcript has a single exon. Lineage: Eukaryota; Fungi; Ascomycota; Dothideomycetes; Pleosporales; Pleosporaceae. The record is from RefSeq and is a predicted model, not a curated record.